This is a messenger RNA of Hermetia illucens (black soldier fly), 1115 nucleotides long. RefSeq names its product glycine-rich cell wall structural protein-like. The coding region runs from base 48 to 1022 and encodes 324 amino acids. The record is from RefSeq and is a predicted model, not a curated record. The transcript has 2 exons. NCBI's taxonomy places the organism in Eukaryota, Metazoa, Arthropoda, Insecta, Diptera, Stratiomyidae.
UUUUCGGAUGGUAUCAGUAACUAAUUGUCUUUAUCAAUAGUAACAAGAUGAAAGUGUUUCUGUGCGUUUUGGCUUUAGUCGCCGCAGUAGCUGCUGGAGGCUGGGGUGGAUAUGGCGGUGGAUGGGGUGGAAGUAGCGGAGGAUAUGGUGGUGGAUGGGGUGGAUAUGGCGGAGGAGCCGGUUGGGGUGGCUCUGGAGGCUACGGUGGAGGAGCUGGAUGGGGUGGUGGACAUGGUGCUAUAAUUAAAGCUGUACCAGUUGUAACGAAAGUUAUAAAAGUUAGUGGAUAUGGAGGUGGCAUUGGAGGGGGAUGGGGUGCUGGAGGUCUAGGAGGAGGUUGGUCUGGCGGAUAUGGCGGUUGGAGUGGCGCUGGUAAAAUCGGAGGAUAUGGAGGUUGGAGCGGAGCUGGAGGAAUCGGAGGUGGAUGGGGUGGAAAUGGCGGCUGGGGUGGUGCUGGCAAGAUCGGAGGUUAUGGAGGUGGAUGGGGUGGUUAUGGCGGUGGAUGGAAGAGCUCUGGCUGGCUACAAAACAACAGUAACAACAUGAAAGUAUUCUUGUGCGUGUUAGCCCUUGCCGUUGCUGUCUCCGCUGGAGGCUGGGGAGGUUACGGUGGAGGAUACGGUGGCGGAUAUGGUGGAGGCUGGGGUGGAUAUAGCGGAGGUUGGGGUGGACACGGCGGAUACAGUGGAGGAUGGGGUGGACACGGCGGAUACAGCGGAGGAUGGGGACAUGGAGGAGGCUACCUAGGCGGUUUGGGUGGUGGCUAUGGAGGACACACUGCUGUUGUUAAGACCGUAGCUGUUCCGGUUGUUAAACCCGUACCUGUUCCAGUUGUUAAGACUGUAGCUGUCCCAGUCCCUGUAAAGGUCGCUACUGUUGGAUAUAGCGGAGGCUGGGGAGGCCAUGGCGGAUAUGGUGCUGGCUUUGGCGGAUAUGGUGGUGGCUACGGUGGUGGAUACGGAGGCGGAUUUGGUGGCGGAUACGGAGGUGGAUUCGGUUACAAAAGCCACGGCUGGAAGUAAAUAGCUUUAGUUGCUUAGACUUAAAAGACCAAUUGUUUGGAACUAUGUUUGAAACGAACGGUGUCGAAUAAUAAUGUUUUUUUGAAAUUCAAA